This is a messenger RNA of Pseudocercospora fijiensis CIRAD86, 580 nucleotides long. RefSeq lists its product as uncharacterized. Bases 129 to 413 code for a protein of 94 amino acids. NCBI's taxonomy places the organism in Eukaryota, Fungi, Ascomycota, Dothideomycetes, Mycosphaerellales, Mycosphaerellaceae. The transcript has a single exon. The record is from RefSeq and is a predicted model, not a curated record.
CAGAAAACGGCCUCCUGUGCAAAGCGCAUCGCUCUGAGCAGAUGGCCUAAAAGCAUGAAUGGUCAGCGUCUCUGGGCUUUGAGGCCAGCCCAGACAGCGGUGGGGAUAAUGGGGAUAAUGGGGAAGUGAUGGUGCUGCACGAGAAGGCUACUGACACAUCCAAGGCAGGUGCCGCUGCCCCGUACCGCGCAGUCGCCGCUUCUGCUGCUCCACCGAGCGAAUACGACCAGUCCCCAGAUGGCAUGGACGAGGAGGACCACGCGGCCAAUUUGGAGGUUAAGCGUCUCCAAGAAGAGAACAACCUCCUCUCUGACGCUCUGCUUGAGCAACAGCGCAAGACCAAUGUUCUCUCCGAAGAUCUUCUUGAGAAAAAGCGCACCAUUGACGGCCUCGAGCACUCGACGGAUGCAUGAUGAUACGAGCGAUGAGAGUUGCACAGAAAGGGUGUGGCUAGAGAUGUCUGGAUACAUCUUGCUACGAGUCGGAUACCAACAGCCAGUGUGCAUCAAAUGAACAUGAAGCAUAGCAUUGAACAUACAAAACCAGUAUGCAGCACAUGAAAUUGAAGCAUUAAACAUGC